Triticum dicoccoides is the source of this 990-nucleotide messenger RNA. RefSeq names its product zinc finger protein ZAT12-like. NCBI's taxonomy places the organism in Eukaryota, Viridiplantae, Streptophyta, Magnoliopsida, Poales, Poaceae. The transcript has a single exon. The record is from RefSeq and is a predicted model, not a curated record. The coding region runs from base 93 to 719 and encodes 208 amino acids.
CCAAGGUGGUACGAACGCACGCAAAGUACACUGCGACUUUGGACUACCUACCCUAACCGGCCGGCGAGAGAUCAAGUCCAGACUCAAGAGCCAUGAGCAAGAGAGGCAGGGAUGUGUGGGACAUGGAGCUUGGAGGCCUGGACACGGCCCGCCUGCUCAUGCUCCUCGCGCAGCAGCACCAGCAGCAUCAACACCAGCGCGCCGUCGCCGGGGCGGCGCAGGCGAUGGGCGGCGGGCGCGUGUUCGAGUGCAAGACGUGCAACCGGCAGUUCCCCACGUUCCAGGCGCUCGGAGGGCACCGCGCCAGCCACAAGCGACCCAGGCUUCAACAGCACCCGCAGAAGCCGCACGCGAUCGACAGCAUCGACGACGGCGCGGCGCUCUGCCUCGGCCGCCGGGCGCCCCAGGCGCCGCCGCUGCCGGCCAAGCCGAGGGCGCACGAGUGCCCCGUCUGCGGGCUCGAGUUCGCCGUCGGCCAGGCGCUGGGCGGGCACAUGCGCCGGCACCGCGUCGAGGCCGAGGCCGCCACCAACGCCCCUAGCGGCAAGGCGGCGGAGCCCGAGAUGGUGGUCGCCUCGUGCGACGCCGGCGGGAUCUGCCUGGACCUGAACCUGACGCCGUCGGAGAACUGCACCAAGUGCAGGAGCGCGGCGGGGCUCAGCGCCGCUGCCAGGCAGGGCGUACACAAGGCGCUCGCCAUGUUAGACUGCUCCCUCUGAUCAUUCCGAUCGCUGGACCACUCCAUGCAUGGUGGUGGCUGCUGAUUGCUUUCCUGCUAAACUGUUCUAUUGGUUUGUUUAUUUAUACUUUACUUUACACCUUUCACAUUUUUUUUGUAAAUUUUUAGAUGUAAAUGUUCAUAGGCUGGUGCGCCGGCGUAGUUCUGAAACAGAUCAAACAUGAACUUUUGCAUUUCCUUGCUGUAAAUAAUACCUCAUGAAAUUUACCACUUAUGGUCGCCCUUUUGAAGCAUUGCAUGUUGAAAACGUG